CAUCGGGAAUUCUAAAAAAGCAUCUUCUGCGUCUUCUUCCAUGGGUACACCAAGACCUCACCUCUCACAAAGCCAUCUAUAAAAGGCAAUUCUACGAAGCAAACAUUUUUCGCAAAGGGCACGUUCCAAGCUCCAUCCAUGAACCAUGCAAAAAAUUUCGAUUCACUUCAUUAUCCUCCGUCUCUAUCGAACCAGACUGGUUUUGUCAUACCUACAGAGAGGCCGCCUUGUUUUUUUGGUUCGGUUUGAACUCAAAUACAGACGAGGAGCCUCCUUUGCAUCUCGCUUCUCCUGUUGAUGCAGCCUGCAACAAAGUCCUCUUUUCUUUUCUUUUCCAAGUCAAGAAGCUAUCUCAUGAAUGAAAAAAUAUCCAGCUACCUCUUCUUGCUACUCUACUUCAUCUGCGCGUAUCAACCUCAACACUGCGACCCCAACCACCAAAUCACCAACUAUCACCAAACAUAUACAAAUUCACAAAUCACAAAUCACCACCGCCGCCAUGUGCGUCCACUUCCGGUCCUGGAACCGCUGCUCAUCCUGCUUCCUCACAUUCAACCGCCGCUGCAACCGCGUCCCCUGCUGGAACGGCUCCCUCUCCCGCUGGCGGAUCCACCGGCACGGAUUGUCCUGCCGCAGCGGCUGCUACGAGCGCGCAGACGACGAGGUCUACACGCACUUGCCCUGCGAAUCAUGCAACAUGGAGGCAGCGGCAAACUGUGCCGAAGGAGGCAAGGCGGAUGUGAUGGAGGCGCGGAACGCAGGGGUGUUGAGAGGGAUGAUGGGGAAUAGAGCUACGAUGAAGAGACGAGCGGAUAUUAAUGGUGUGUUUCUGAGAUUAUGGUCGUUUAGGGAGGUAUUGCGUGUACGUGGGAAUAGCAAAAGGGGAAAGAGACAUCUUCGCAUGAGGAUAAGGAUGCUGUAAAGUCCAACAUAGACCAAGCUUUUACAAUAAUAUCUAGACUUUUUCAACUCUCAUUCUCAUUCUUU
Trichoderma harzianum CBS 226.95 is the source of this 987-nucleotide messenger RNA. RefSeq lists its product as hypothetical. The coding region runs from base 359 to 922 and encodes 187 amino acids. The transcript has a single exon. Lineage: Eukaryota; Fungi; Ascomycota; Sordariomycetes; Hypocreales; Hypocreaceae. The record is from RefSeq and is a predicted model, not a curated record.